AACAUGAAAGAUUUGAUUGAAUUAGUAAAGGCCCGACCGUUGUUGUAUGAUGAACAAGUCGUUCAAUAUAAGGAUGCUGAAAGUCGACGUUUGGCAUGGCAAGAAAUCGCUUCGGCCAUUAAUCUAUCAGCUGAUGAUUGUAUGGACAAAUGGAAAUCGCUGAGAGCUCAAUUCCGUUACCAUUAUAAAAAACGAGAUAGUUUUGUUGAUUGGAAAUAUGCACAAGACAUGGCCUUUCUUGAACAACAUAUCCGUUGGGGACGUAAAUCCAUUUCAUUCAAUCAAUCCAAUGAUGAGAAUGGUAUUAUUCAACAACAAGAGAAUGGCCAUUAUAACAAAACAGUAGCCAAUUCACCUUUUUCGCCUCGACUUCGUGCUAAAUCAUCACAACGUGUUAGCCAAGAAGACAUUGAUCAAGUUUCAUCUGAAAAGCCGUUAUCAUUAAUCUGGCAUCGAUUGUUGGCUUACAAUCAAAAAAUUAAUCAUAUUUUUGUCAGAAAUUCUGGUAUUUUGAAACAAAAUCUUAAAUCUUUGAUUGGCUUUUCCAUUCUGAUGGUUUGCAUUCUGAUGAUAUUAUUUUAUUUUCAUUCAUUCUAAUUAAUGUCACCGAGGUUACUGAAACUUAUCAUCACUGAAUUAUUGUCAUUUUUCAUUACACCAUUAACAUUUCAUUCCAAUUUUUUUUCGUAGACAAAUUCUCAUGAAAUUAUUGAAUCAUUAUGAUAAAUUUUAACCAUUUAAUCUAUAAAAGAUAAAAAAAGACUCAAUUAAAACAAACAAACAAAGAUUUAUAAAUGUUGUAUGAAAGAAGAGGAAUUGUCAAGUUGGCCAUAAUAUAUAGUGUUUAUAUUGG
Dermatophagoides farinae (American house dust mite) is the source of this 853-nucleotide messenger RNA. RefSeq lists its product as uncharacterized. Gene Ontology annotation, cellular component: nucleus; transcription regulator complex. Gene Ontology annotation, biological process: regulation of transcription by RNA polymerase II. The record is from RefSeq and is a predicted model, not a curated record. Lineage: Eukaryota; Metazoa; Arthropoda; Arachnida; Sarcoptiformes; Pyroglyphidae.